Molecule: messenger RNA, 423 nt
Organism: Vicia faba (fava bean)
Lineage: Eukaryota; Viridiplantae; Streptophyta; Magnoliopsida; Fabales; Fabaceae
Source: the annotation of a GenBank genome assembly
AUGUUUUACAAUUGGUAUGGAUGUAUCAAUGGAUUUGCUGGUAGGAAGAGUAAGAUGGUAAGGAAUGUCAAUGGUGAAGUAAUUCUACAAACAUUUCUCUGCCAUAGAGAAGGUGCUAGAGAUGACAGAUACAACAAUUAUGCAGUUAGAAAGCGUGAACAUAAACCAACUAGCACGUGUGGUUAUUUGGCAAGAAUUCAAGUACAUCUUGACUUCAACACUAAGUGUUGGUAUAUUAAAUUUUUUGAUGAUGUUCAUAACCACAAAUUUGUCGAUGACAAGUAUGAGCGGAUGCUUCCUACACACGGGAAGAUGAACGAAUACAACAAAUACCAAAUGAGGACCAUGAGGAAAUUGGGCAUUCCAACCUCCCAGAUAUAUGGUUUCAGGCAGGAGAAUAUGCAAAGCUUGGUUAUUCUAUGA